Messenger RNA from Cottoperca gobio, 3107 nucleotides. It is a transcript of the gene sytl4, whose product is annotated as synaptotagmin-like 4. The record is from RefSeq and is a predicted model, not a curated record. Gene Ontology annotation, molecular function: neurexin family protein binding; small GTPase binding. Gene Ontology annotation, cellular component: exocytic vesicle; plasma membrane. Gene Ontology annotation, biological process: intracellular protein transport; exocytosis. Lineage: Eukaryota; Metazoa; Chordata; Actinopteri; Perciformes; Bovichtidae.
CACAUUUUCCACAUCGAGCCCUCCUGUGGUAAAUAGAGCUAAGGAAAUGCACCUGUCAUGGAAAAUGGGGAAAGGCGCUCUUGCUAGUCUGCUGCAAACUUUCAUUAUCUUCCGGUAGUCGAGACUCCUCGAGCGCACAAAGUCAACAGUUUUUGGAGACGGGAGGCAAGAAGAAGAAGAAGAAGAAGAAGACGGAGUGGGAGAGGAAGGGAUAUGACCAUAACCGACCAGGAAAGAGAUCUUCUUGAUGUAACAUUGACUGAGUUGAGCCAGUUAACCUGCGCUGAGGGUUCAUGGUUAAAGACACAAUGCCCGAGGCUGCUGACAUGAUCAACCUGGGAUUCCUGUCAGACUCUGAGCGGGAGCUGAUCCUGGAGGUGCUGCAACGGGACGAGGAUAUAAGACAGGCCGAGGAGCACCGUGUGCGGAGUAUGAAGACAGAGUUGCUGGAUAUGAAGAGGAAAGGGGCCAAACGUGGCAGUGGAAGAUACAGUCAGCGUAGUUGUGGCCGAUGCCAGGAGCCUCUGAGUCGACUGACAGUUUUCUCCAGCCAGUGUAAGAUUUGCAAUCACCAUGUGUGCAGAAACUGCCGAACAGCCCUCCCCGAAGGAUCCUGGCUGUGCAGCGUGUGUGCCAAAGAGUCGGAUCUUAAGAAAAUGACGGGUGACUGGUUCUACGAUCAAAGGGUCAACCGUUUCUCCACCACGCCUGGACACGACCUCGUGAGAGUUUCCUUGAAAAAGAAGCCUCAGGUAAAUAAGCGUGAGACAACAGGAGAAAUGCUGUUGAGAAGUACUGAAAUAAACCCAGAUCUUCCCAUUCCUAUACCGCGGGUCAGGCAGAAAAACCAAAUAGCGGAUAACAAAGGUCAUUCAAAAGAAAAUUCAGCAUCAAUUGCUUCAAGGGAGUCAUUUGAAUCAAAGGAGGAAGUUUGGUCAAAGCCAACACGCAGUGACACAGAGUCUGCAGAAAACGACAGCAUAAGCAGCCGUAAAACAGACACUGAGUCUGGCCAUGUGACACCUCAGCAACAAAGGAGAGAGAACUGCUCCGCUCCGUGCAGCCCAUCAGGGUCCACUGUUUCCAGUCUGACCACUCUCGUCAAAGCAGACAUCGCUAGCGUUGUCAGCGGCACCUCUGAAGCUAACACUGCCCCAGAAAUAACAACAGAGAGUCCUGGCCCGGAGAUAGAAGUUGAUAGACUCUUCAAGAAGAGCAUCAAACGAGCUCCGAAGCCUUCUGAGUUUGUAUCGACACUGGACCUGCGUGACGAGCGUGACGAACGUGACGAACGUGAUGAACAUGACACAUCAGGGGCCUCAAUGGGCAACAGGAGCCGCUCUGUACCAGGCCUGGACGUACAGGAAGAUGGAGAGGAGGAGGAAGAUAUUGACAGCUUGGUUAGCUUUCAUAAAAGGACAAUGGCUUCAAGCUCCUUCAGCCUGAACAGCUCAAAGAGCACACUGGGCAGCCUGAUGAGUAUAUACAGUGAAGCAGGAGACUUUGACAGCGUGGAGGUGAGCGGAGACCUCAUCUUCUCUAUGAGCUACAACGAACCCAGCCAGAGCCUCAAUGUCUUCAUCAAGGAGUGCCAUGGGCUGGCCUUCGGCGAUGCCUCGGGGCAGCUUUCCCACCCUUAUGUCAAAUGUUAUCUACUCCCUGACAAAUCUCGCCAGAGCAAAAGGAAAACAAGUAUCAAGAGAAACACGGUCAACCCUGUCUACAAAGAAACACUGAAGUACUCCGUCAGCCGCUCUCAGCUCGCAACCCGCUCCAUGUUGAUAUCAGUCUGGCAUCAUGGUCGCUUUAGCCGCAACGCCUUCCUGGGAGAGGUGGAGAUCCCUCUAGACACCCGAGACCUCGACUCCCCGCAUGAGGACCGUGUGGCUCUCAUGGCGAAGUUAGCCUCUCCUGUGCCGGCUUCAGCUUUUGCGCAGUACAAAGGAGAGUUGAUGAUCUCCUUGAAGUAUGUAACGUCUAAAAAGCCAACAACUGAGAAAAUCAAAGGCAAAAAGGUGGUGAUCGAGGGAGGGGGAGAACUGCAUGUUCUAAUUAAAGAGGCAAAGAAUUUGAUGGCAAUGAAACCAGGGGGUACCUCGGAUAGCUUCGUAAAAGGGUACUUAUUCCCAACUAAGGCAAAGACGACAAAGAGGAAGACUCCAGUUGUGAAGAAGAACCUGAACCCCCACUACGACCACACGUUUGUGUACAAAGAGCUGCCUCUGGAGCAGCUGGAGGAGAUGUGUCUGGAGCUGACUGUGUGGGACAGAGAAGCCAUGUUGAGCAACGAGUUCCUGGGAGGAGUCCGUCUCAGCUCCGGAAGGGGGACUGUGAAAAUAGGAAAAGCAGAAGUGGAGAUGGACUCUGUUGGAGAGGAAGUCAGUGUGUGGGAGAAGGUGAUGAAGUACCCCGACUCAUGGGCAGAGGGCACUCUUCCACUGCGCUCCACUAUGGUGAAGGGCAAAUGAGGACAGCACACAGACGAAGGGAAUCCAGAGAAUGAAAAGGGGAGAAGCUGAAGGGUGUGAGACAAAUAUGAGAUUGUGGAUUGUUAUAUUUUUGUAAGCUUGUCAGAGCAGAGGCGUGUCUGCUGAGGUGAACUAACACGCAGCUUAACAUCUGCCUCCCUGUGUGGGGUUCAUCUGUAGCACCGCCCCCCCCCCCCCCCCAGACUGGUGUAACUGUUGAAAAUGUGCCAAAACAUCACAAACUGGAUUUAUUUUUGGCAUUGAGACCGUCAUUCUUGUUUUUAAAAUGCAGGCUGUAUAUGUUAUUGCAUUUCAAAUUUCUGAACACUUAUGAACACGUAGCACAGAAAGAGCGUCACCUUUUUUUUUUCUUUAUAAUUGUAUACAGAAGUACAUUGAUGCGUGGGAAAACAAGUCAUUAUAAACUACAACGUUUCUGGUGUUGCAUCCAACAAAUAGUAAUACUAUCAUGUAAAAAUGAUCUUAACAUACAAGUUGCACAAAAAGCUUGAAAUUAUUAAAUGUGUUUAUUUGCAGAUAUAGAUUCUUAAAACCUUUUAACUGUUUGUGAUCAGAGUCGUGUUUACUUCGAGGUUGCCUUUUAAUAUUCUGUUCACCCAAUAAAAUAUGUGCUGAAGA